This is a messenger RNA of Fulmarus glacialis (Northern fulmar), 361 nucleotides long. RefSeq names its product troponin C type 2 (fast) (gene TNNC2). Gene Ontology annotation, molecular function: calcium ion binding. Lineage: Eukaryota; Metazoa; Chordata; Aves; Procellariiformes; Procellariidae. The annotation marks the transcript as partial. The record is from RefSeq and is a predicted model, not a curated record. Gene Ontology annotation, cellular component: myosin II complex. The transcript has 3 exons.
ACGGACCAGCAGGCUGAAGCCCGCGCCUUCCUCAGCGAGGAGAUGAUUGCGGAGUUCAAGGCCGCCUUUGACAUGUUUGAUGCGGACGGUGGUGGGGACAUCAGCACCAAGGAGCUGGGGACGGUGAUGAGGAUGCUGGGGCAGAACCCCACCAAGGAGGAGCUGGAUGCCAUCAUAGAGGAGGUGGACGAGGAUGGUGAGCGGCCCUCGGUGGCAGGGAGUGGGAAUGCGGACGGGUUCAUUGACAUUGAGGAGCUGGGUGAGAUCCUGAGGGCCACUGGGGAGCACGUCACCGAGGAGGACAUAGAGGACCUGAUGAAGGACUCAGACAAGAACAAUGACGGCCGCAUUGACUUUGACG